AAAAAAAAAAAGGUUUUCUGAAUUUGUAAAGACGUCUUUCUCUCACUCUUAUCCGAAGGUCGUGCUUGCUCUUUGUCUCCCCAAACCUCGGGUGUCACUACUCGUCUGUCUACUGUCUCAUCACCAAUCUCAGCUCUAAUGGCGGCAUCGUCACUUUCCUCUGCAACUUCUUAUCUUCACUCUUUUAGGCGUCGCAACUCCUGCGUCUCUCUUCAAGGUGUUAGCGAUAUGGAAUGUAAUAUUGCGCGAACCAACGUUUCAGUCUGGAGGUCUUCUGCUAACUAUGUUAGGAUGGAUUGUGGUGUUAAGAAGUUUUCUGGGAAGGCUGUUGUUGUGAAACAGUUGCAAAACCGAGCAGGAACUUUUAGGUGUGCAACUAUGGAGGAAGUCGAAGCUGAAAAGUCGUUGAUAGAGACGAACACAAAACAAAGGAUGGAGAAGACUAUUGAAACAAUACGCUCAAAUUUCAAUUCAGUAAGGACAAAUCGAGCUAGUCCAACAAUGUUGGAUCGGAUAGAGGUUGAGUACUAUGGAACUCCUGUCAGCUUGAAAAGCAUUGCUCAAAUUAGUACCCCAGAUGCUAGUUCCCUUUUGAUAUCACCAUAUGACAAAUCAAGCUUGAAGGCCAUAGAGAAGGCAAUAGUUACCUCUCAACUUGGUGUUAGUCCAAAUAAUGACGGUGAAGUUAUCCGGCUGUCCCUCCCUCCAUUAACUUCAGAUAGAAGGAAGGAGCUUGCGAAAGUUGUUUCUAAACUUGCAGAAGAAGGAAAGGUUGCAGUGAGGAACAUAAGAAGAGAUGCUCUGAAAUCUUAUGAAAAACUUGAGAAGGAAAAAAAGCUUUCGGAAGAUAAUGUGAAAGACCUAUCGGCUGAUCUGCAGAAGUUGACCGAUGAGUACAUGAAGAAGGUUGAGUCUAUCUACAAGCAGAAAGAACAGGAGUUAAUGAAAGUCUAAAGCCAGUAGAAUGACAUAAACUUGCCAACUUCGCAAACUGUGAAUUCCGAUGUCCCUUAAUGGUAAAACAUGAUGCCUGGUCUUUUGUUUGCAGUUUCUCUUGUGAAUAACACUACAGAUCCCCGGAAAUAGGCUUUGAUUUAUCAAAACUCGGUAGAAUUGAUUACGCACCAAGUAAUUUUGCCUACUUUAUUUGUAAUGGAUUUCUGGGAAGAUGGUAACCACUUUAAUAGUCAAAUGUUCAUUCAUACUUGA
Molecule: messenger RNA, 1209 nt
Organism: Spinacia oleracea (spinach)
Lineage: Eukaryota; Viridiplantae; Streptophyta; Magnoliopsida; Caryophyllales; Amaranthaceae
Source: RefSeq, a predicted model, not a curated record